Messenger RNA from Chiloscyllium plagiosum (whitespotted bambooshark), 6124 nucleotides. The record is from RefSeq and is a predicted model, not a curated record. NCBI's taxonomy places the organism in Eukaryota, Metazoa, Chordata, Chondrichthyes, Orectolobiformes, Hemiscylliidae.
GUGGGGGGCGGGGCGGCUGCGGGCGCCAUCUUUUCCCAUGGACGGUGCUCGAGGGGGGCGGUCGCCGCGGCAGCAUUUUGUUGUUGUUUCAGUCAGACAGGGACAUUGAGGGGAAAGCUCGGUGCCUGAAGGCCGCACGACCCAAACUCCGCUCGCCAUGGCCAAUGUGUCCUAUCACAUCUCCAACCUGCUGGAGAAAAUGACCUCCAGCGACAAGGACUUCAGGUUUAUGGCCACCAACGACCUGAUGGUAGAGCUUCAGAAAGACUCCAUUAAGCUGGAUGAUGACAGUGAGAAGAAGGUGGUGAAAAUGUUGCUGAGGCUGCUCGAAGAUAAGAAUGGAGAGGUGCAGAACCUGGCCGUGAAGUGCUUGGGUCCAUUGGUCAGCAAGGUGAAAGAGUACCAGGUGGAGACAAUUGUGGAUACAUUAUGUACGAACAUGCUGUCUGAUAAAGAGCAGCUCCGGGACAUAUCCAGCAUUGGCCUGAAGACUGUCAUUGCAGAGCUGCCUCCUGCUUCUAGUGGCUUGGCCCUGUCGGCUAAUGUGUGUAAGAAGAUUACUGGACGUCUGACGAGUGCUAUUGCAAAGCAAGAGGAUGUUUCUGUCCAGCUGGAGGCCCUGGAUAUAUUGUCUGAUAUGCUAAGCAGGUUGGGUGGGACUCUGAUCACAUUUCACUCCUCAAUCCUGACCUGCCUGCUGCCUCAGCUGUCUAGUCCAAGGCUGGCUGUUCGUAAGAGAGCCAUCAUUGCUCUGGGUCAUCUGGUCAUGAGCUGCAGCACGUGUCUCUUUUCUGAGCUAAUGGAUCACCUCCUGGUUGAAUUGUCAAAGAAUGAAUCUACGUCUAUGACCAGAACUUACAUCCAAUGCACUGGUGCCAUCAGCCGGCAGGCAGGACACAGAGUUGGAGAACAUUUGGAGAAGAUUAUUCCCCUGGUUGUAAAAUACUGCAAUGUGGAUGAUGAUGAGCUGCGGGAGUACUGCUUCCAGGCAUUUGAAUCCUUUGUGAGAAGAUGUCCAAAGGAGAUGUCCCUUCACAUCCCUGCUAUGAUUGGUCUGUGUCUCAAAUAUAUCACAUAUGAUCCAAAUUACAACUAUGACCAAGAUGAGGAUGAUGAAGACGCCAUGGAAACAGACAAAACCGAUGAAGAAGAGGAUCAAGACAGUGAAGAGGAGUACACCGAUGAUGACGACAUGAGCUGGAAAGUUCGCCGAGCUUCCACCAAGUGUUUGGAUGCCAUUGUGAGCACCAGGCAUGAGAUGCUGCAGGAGUUUUACAAGACUGUCUCGCCGGCCCUCAUCAGUCGAUUCAAGGAGCGAGAGGAGAAUGUGAAGGCUGACAUUUUUCAUGCAUAUGUGUCUCUUCUGAAGCAGACCAAACCAGUCCAGAGCUGGUUGCAAACUACAGAUGCCCUGGGACAAGGAGACAUGCCCCUAAUGAUGCUUCAGCAUCAAGUACCUAGUAUAGUGAAAGCUCUGCAUAAGCAGCUAAAGGAGAAGAGUAUGAAGACUCGACAAGGGUGUUUCAAUCUCCUCACUGAAUUGGCCAGUGUCCUACCUGGAGGCUUGUCUGAACAUAUACCAGCCUUAGUUCCAGGCAUCAUUUACUCUCUCACUGAUAAAUCAAGUACCUCAAACAUGAAGAUUGAUGCACUGACCUUUUUCCAUGUCAUCCUUUGUAAUCAUCCACCAGAAGUGUUCCACCCUCACAUUAAGACAUUGUUGCCACCAACAAUAGCCUGCAUUAGUGAUCCAUUCUACAAAAUCACUUCUGAGGCCUUGCUAGUGACUCAGCAACUCAUAGAGGUCAUCCGUCCACUGGGCAAGCCUUGUUCGUUUGAUGCUAAGCCUUAUGUGAAGGAUCUGUUCAGUAGCACUUUAAAGAGAUUGAAAGCAUCUGACAUCGACCAAGAGGUGAAGGAGAGAGCGAUAGCCUGCAUGGGACAGAUCAUCUGUAAUCUUGGAGACAGCCUAGGUGCCGACCUGAAUCCCACAUUGCAGAUUUUCCUUGAACGACUGAAAAAUGAGAUCACAAGACUGACCACAGUCAAAACCUUAACUCUGAUCGCAAGUUCUCCUUUAAAAAUUGACCUGCGUCCGAUUCUUGGUGAGGGCGUUCCCAUCCUGGCUUCCUUUCUUCGGAAGAACCAGCGUGCGUUGAAGCUCAGCACUUUAGCUGCACUGGACAUCCUGAUUAAGAAUUAUGGUGACAGCCUUAAACCAGUGAUGAUUGAAUCGGUUUUAAAGGAGCUUCCAUCCCUGAUUGGGGAGAGUGACAUGCACGUCUCCCAGAUGGCCAUUACUUUCCUGACAUCACUGGCCAAAGUCUAUCCAUCAUCAGUGUCUAAGAUUGGUGGGUCCAUAUUGAUAGAAUUGUUCAACCUAGUUCGUUCACCACUGCUUCAAGGAGGGGCUCUGAAUGCCAUUUUAGACUUUUUCCAGGCUUUGGUGGUAUCCAAGGCUCCUAACAUGGGCUACAUGGAGCUUCUGAAGCAGCUGACAGGAACGAUCUAUUCAUCAGCCCAGUCAGGUGGUGGCGUCGUUCUGCACAAACAGGCCUAUUAUUCUGUGGCUAAAUGCGUAGCCGCACUUACCUCAGCGUGUCCAAAGGAUGCUAAUACCGUGGUGAACCAAUUUGUCCAAGAUGUGAAGAAUCCCAAAUCACCAGACUCAGUCCGCUUGCUGGCUCUACUUUCCUUAGGUGAGAUUGGCCGCACCAUGAAUCUGAGUGCGCAAAAAGAACUCAAGCUGGUGAUCCUUGAAGCGUUUUCAUCAUCUAGCGAGGAAGUCAAGUCAGCAGCCUCCUACGCGUUAGGGAACAUCAGUGUGGGAAACCUCAGUGAAUACCUUCCCUUUAUUCUCAAGGAGAUCAGCAGUCAACCCAAGCGCCAAUACUUGUUACUGCACUCACUAAAAGAAGUCAUCAGCUCUUCACCGGCAGACAGCUUGAAAUCUCACGUCCAGGACAUUUGGGCUUUGCUGUUCAAGAACUGUGAAUGUGCUGAAGAGGGGACUCGGAACGUGGUGGCUGAAUGUUUAGGGAAAUUGACCCUCAUCGACCCCAGUCAUCUGCUGCCCAAGCUGAAAAAACAGCUCACAUCAGGUUCGGCCUACUCUCGAAGUACAGUGGUGACAGCUGUCAAGUUUACAAUUUCGGACCAUCCACAGGGGAUUGAUCCGCUGCUAAAAGGCUGCAUAGGUGACUUUUUGCGGACCCUGCAGGAUCCUGAUCUCAAUGUCCGACGCGUUGCCUUGGUGAUGUUCAAUUGUGCAGCUCACAAUAAGCCUUCCCUGAUCAGAGACUUGCUAGAGACAGUGCUUCCACAAUUGUACAAUGAAACCAAGGUCAGGAAGGAGCUCAUCAGAGAGGUAGAAAUGGGACCUUUCAAGCACACGGUCGAUGAUGGGCUUGACAUUCGGAAAGCUGCUUUUGAAUGCAUGUAUACUCUGCUGGAUAGCUGCCUUGAUAGGCUGGACAUUUUUGAAUUUCUCAACCACGUGGAAGAUGGAUUAAAGGAUCACUAUGAUAUCAAGAUGCUGACUUUCAUCAUGUUAGCACGGUUAUCAACCGUUACCCCCAGUGCAGUGCUUCAGAGGUUAGACAGGUUGGUGGAACCCCUGCGUGCAACCUGCACUACUAAGGUAAAGGCUAACUCAGUGAAACAGGAAUUUGAGAAACAAGACGAGCUGAAGCGCUCAGCGAUGAGAGCAGUAGCAGCCUUACUGACUAUCCCAGAGGCUGAGAAGAGUGCACUGAUGGCAGAGUUCCAGUCCCAGAUUCGGUCUAACCCUGAGAUGGCAGCUAUUUUCGAAAGCAUCCAGAAAGACAACAUAUCGGCGAGUAGUACAGAGACAAUGGACUUCAGCUAAAACAUACAAACCAAAAGGAUCUAAAGAUGCUUUGGCUUCAUAACUAACUCCUGUGUGAAAUAUUAUUUAUAUCUUGCCAUUUGGAUUUUUUCUGUUGCAGCCCCUAUCAGCAUAAUGGCUGAUAUUGUGGUUUGGCUGUCUGUGUUGCCUUUGCAUGACUUUUGUUUCAAGGAUAUUAAUGCUCUCUAAAUGGUCCGUAUAGUAUCCCCUCUACCCAUCACCCAGCUACUGUAGUAGAAUGUUGGGGAUCUCAAGGGUGACUGAUGGUUGUACUCAGAUUUGCUUCUCACCCCUGUCCCUUUAGGAAGAAAGAAGGCUGCGCAGUGUGUACGCGGUGGGGAAGGGAAGGGAAGGAAAGAGAGAGAUUGUAUGGUCUUAUGUAGCAUCGCUCAAGUAAUUGCCACAUGAGCCACAGAAUAAAGUUGGUGACCUUAUGGCCCUAACCAAAGAAGAAUUUCAAAACUAUCAGUGCAUGAUCUCCCACUGGAUAGCAAGUCGAUUCUACAACCUAAAAGGUCCAAGUAUUGGACUGUCUGCACCAAAGGAUGUUCACAUUUUAAAGACAGGACAAGACUGACUGUAGGAAGACAAAUGGAGUGUGGGUGAGGGGAAAAAAAAGUAUAAUGUGAAUAAAACGAGAUGAUAGAACAAGAAUCAUAUUAAUUUGUAACUGACCUUGAGUAACAAUAACUAAGUGCAGUGACAGUAGUCCAUCUAACAUGCAACUUGACUGUUGCUGUUCUGUAUGGAUAAAUGUUUUUUUGGUGUCUUUGGUCACUUAGGAAAUCCUGAGUGCUUUCAGGCACUUGGAGCUGAGUGUACUACUACCAUGGAUUUUCCUGGGAUGUUAGUGCAAGAUUUAUCCAAUUAUCCAUAUGGCCCCAGUUUGAGCCCAUGUGUUAGUGUUGCUACACAGCAACAUAUACUGUCACCAGGUUCCACAGUUUGUUUCUCUCUGUCUUGGUCAUUUAAAGGUAAUUGAAGGUAUCUAGGCCAUUUAUAAUCUCUCAUACUUUUCCAGCCAUGUAUUUACCACUGGGAAAAUAUAUUUAAGGAAUGGAUGUAUAGAUUUUCUCAUCUGUCUGCAUUCCUUAUCCCAAACAAAACUAUUUUCAUGCUCUGAGGUGUAUUCUCAUUUUUGAUUUUAAUAGAGGAUGAGGUGAAUUUGAAGACAUAUGUAACUAGAUGUUGGCCUGGGAGAAAUGAACCUUGGUGCUCAGGUGUAGUAUGUUCCAUUGGGCGGUGCUCACUACUGUUUCCUUCCACAAACCUGCCUCUUAAUCCCUGAUCAUUGAGGUGUCCCACUUAAAAGUCAGGGACCUUUUUUCCCACUUCCUGGUAAGGAUUAUUUGAACCGAAAUGUGCUUAUCGCUAUUAGGUGAGAUUUAAUUCUUACAGAUUCCACCAUUUGAGGAAAAUAAAUUGGUUUCAAAGCAUUUCGUUUUACUUUGUGGGAGCAGUUCAUUAAUUUGACAUUGUGAACUGCUGAUUGAUGUUCUCCGCCAUCCUAAUCAUCUGCAUUGAACUUCACUCAGUGCCAAUACAGACUACACUUAAAGCAUGUGCAUACUCUUCUCCGGCACAGCUAUUUUGGCUAUUGCAUCUUGCUCUAUGUUUAAGCUUAAGAAAUAACUUCAGUCAAUUGGACAAAGUCCAUUCACUGAAAUGCACUGUUAGACCUGGGAUCGGAGGUGAAGUAGCCUACCUAGGAUCCUCAUGUAAAUUUUCAGGUACUUGUCAGUAUUCGAUUUAGAGUUUAACAAAACUGGGAGGGAUUGGAUGUAGUGAUGAUGAACACCUAGAUGUCUCCAGCACAGCUUGUAAAUAUAUCACCCACUAGUUAUCAAAUGUGCUACUGGCAUCUAGUGUCACUAUACUAAUACUAUGGCAGCUGUCACAUGUACUGAAUUGUGUUGGCAGUUUAUUUGACAUUGGAUGUUUGAUCUUUUACCCAGUUGAAGUAUUGGCUGCUCAUCAAGCAUUGGUUUAGAUCAAGUGUCACUAAAUCUGUCUGGUGAUAUCUUGGAUCUCUAAGCUCAAAAGAUGACUUUGCAAGCUAUAAAUUUUUUUUGAACCUGAUCAGAUACAAAGUGCACUGGAAAACUGCCACAGAAAACAAUUAUAGUGACUCAUCUGCAACUUCUCCAGUUUUUAAAAAAAGUCAAAGGCAAUUGUCAAUAUGGAGUGUUAUAUUAAUAAAGUUCAAGAAUAUUUUGGAGCAAGUGGUAUUAUAAAAAUAAAGGUUGAAGCACAGGG